AUGAACACAAGCCCGGCUUUUGUUUUCUUCUUCCUACUAGCCACCCUCACUACCGUUGCUGCCAGCCUAGCUUCGGACACUACGAGUGGUGCCUCUCUCGCAGCCACGUCUACCUUGGAAGCAUCCCCAAAUGCGACUCCCACCCCAACUCCCGACGUGGCCGAGAGGUGCCGCGAUCAACGUGUCUCCUCUAUUCAAGCUAUCCGAAUGAUCCUUAUUCUCGCCGUGGUCUCAGCCCUUCAUAUGCCCGGGUCUCUAGUCUACCAGAAGCGGUCCCGGUUCUACAGACUGGCACCAGAAAUUGGCCUGCUUGAGCUCAUUCCCACUCUCAUUGCACUCACUCAAAGCGCCAUAAUACAUAAAAGGUCUCCGAGGGAAGCAGUUACGGCGGUACUCAUUUGUCGUCACUACACUUCCAAGGAGGAUCCAUGGUGGGAGAAGCCUGAAUACAGGGACAAUGCCGGGGCUACCCCAACAGGCACAUCUGGUGGCGGCCAGUCUUUGCAAGAGGUUCUAGAUCACCUGCAAGCCUUUGGGCCAGCUCGAAUUCUUUACGUCACACUAGCUGCUACAACAGUGGCGGAAGCCUUCACCACCAAAGCAUCACUUGACCUUACCCUGCUAGUGGUAUUAUACGCGAUUCCGCUCUUCGCGCUCGAGCUCAUCUCCCUUGCGGCACUGCGCUGGAAUCCUCCGCGUUCGAUCUUGGAAACAAGCCAGGAAAUAAGAUCUUACGCCAAAUUGAUUGAUGAGAUUCAACAACCGAUACCCGCCGUGGACCAGGGACUUGUCAGACAGCGACUCUAUCGCGCCAUCUAUGUCGUGUUUUUCGUCGUGCUAGGAAUACCUGCAGCCCUCAGCUUGUUCUACCCUUUCUCCGUCCCCGGAUUCAUCUUCUUGGCGUUUUCCGAGUGGCACAGCACCAAUGGAAAAUGGUACAUUUCAUGGCUGACUUGGGUGGGAUGGUUGGUAUGCCUGGUUGCUGUCAUUCUCUCACUUUGGAUCGUUGCUUGGCUCCCGGCGUGGAUUAUGGCAAGGCCUUUUCCAGGACUGUGCACACGAUACUGCGAAAAGCGAGACCGUCUUGUGGCUUCUUUCCUGGACUGCGUAUUUAGUGAUAGGCCGUCACAUGUUUUUCUUGCUGACGUCUACACGGUACUCAAGAUCAUAGUCAUAGCGAGGCGCUUUACUCUCUAG
This is a messenger RNA of Fusarium keratoplasticum, 1197 nucleotides long. RefSeq lists its product as uncharacterized. The coding region runs from base 1 to 1197 and encodes 398 amino acids. The transcript has a single exon. NCBI's taxonomy places the organism in Eukaryota, Fungi, Ascomycota, Sordariomycetes, Hypocreales, Nectriaceae. The record is from RefSeq and is a predicted model, not a curated record.